AAAAACUUAAGUCACCCCCACCCCCACUACGACACACCCAAUCCGCCGCCCUUUACCCCCUUCCCCAUUUCUUGUAUCUGCAAUUUCAGCCCCCCACCCACCAUUACUUUACCCUGCAACUUACCCCUGUUGCCUCCCCCUCCCAAGCUAACUGUCGGCCACCACCUUCUCUUGCAUUCCCCUUCCGACCUUCCCUCCUCCAUCACUCUAGAAUUAAUAGAUGUGAUAAUUAAGAAUUUCUAUUCAAUAAAAUAUAAUUUCUAAUUUUUUUAUAAACAAAAUAUUUCUUUGACAGAAGCAAGAAGAGCAAGGCAGAGAAUGAACCCAGAGCAGCAAUCGCUUCUCCUUAGCUCUGCAUCUCGCUUUCCCAUACCCGCAGGAGCGAAAUUUUCGUACGGAACAUCGGGAUUUAGGGCGGAUGCAUCGUUGCUGGAAUCAACGGUAUUCCGCGUGGGGAUAUUGGCGGCUCUGCGGUCCAUCCAGACGAGGUCAGUGAUCGGGCUGAUGAUCACCGCUUCCCACAAUCAGGUUUCUGAUAAUGGUGUCAAACUGGCUGAUCCAUCUGGUGGAAUGCUCACUCAGACAUGGGAACCCUUCGCCGACACCCUUGCUAAUGCUCCAGACCACCAUUCCCUCCUCCAGUUGCUGGAUGAUUUCAUUAAGAAGGAAAACAUUAUACUUGAAGGAGCCCUUGCAGCGGAAGUUUAUUUAGGAAGGGAUACUAGGCCCAGUGGAGAGACUCUUCUUGAGGCCGCUAAACAAGGCAUAACUUCACUUAUGGGCACCACUGCCUCAGAUAUGGGAAUUGUGACAACUCCUCAACUGCAUUGGAUGGUUCGUGCAAAAAACAAGGGUAUUGAAGCAACUGAACUCAAUUAUUAUAACCAGAUGUUGACGUCCUUUAGGUGUUUGUUGGAUUAUAUUCCCCAAGGAGAUAGCACCAAAAAUGAGAGUGAUAAACUGAUUGUGGAUGGCGCUGAUGGGGUAGGAGGAGAAAAGCUUGAAAAUUUGAAGACGGGGUUAGGUUAUUUGACAAUUGAUGUUCGCAAUUGUGGUGAUGGUGUACUUAAUGAAGGCGUAGGUGCUGACUAUGUGCAGAAAGAGAAGAUGGUUCCUCGCAAUUUUGGCCCUGCUGAUGCUGGCAUGAGGUGUGCCAGUUUGGAUGGAGAUGCUGAUCGGCUCGUAUAUUUCUAUGUAUUAUCAAAUAGUAAUAAGAUUGACCUUGUUGAUGGGGACAAGAUAUUGUCUCUGUUUGCUUUGUUUCUCAAGGAGCAAUUAUGCGUUCUUACUGGACCUGAAGAUGGAAAGGCAUACAAUUCCUAUAAAGCUUCUCUUGGUGUGGUACAAACUGCUUAUGCUAAUGGUGCAUCCACUGAUUACCUGAAGCAGAUGGGACUGGAAGUUGUUAUGACUCCAACAGGAGUCAAGUACCUGCACGAAAAAGCUGCCGAGUAUGAUGUUGGCAUUUAUUUUGAGGCCAAUGGGCACGGAACUGUCUUGUUUUCAGAUGCUUUUCUAUCGUGGUUGGAGAUAAAAAACCAGGAACUUUCAUCAAUAUCAAAAGAUUCGGAUCAACAUAAGGCUGCUUUGAGAUUAUUGGCUGUAAGCAGAUUGAUUAAUCAGGCUGUUGGAGAUGCAUUAAGCGGAUUGUUUUUAGUGGAGGCUAUCUUGAAACAUAUGGGAUGGUCUAUUCAUAAAUGGAAUGAACUAUAUCAAGAUUUACCUAGUAGACAACUUAAGGUAAAGGUUGUUGACAGAACUGCAGUUACUACUGAAAAUGCAGAGACUAAAGUUGUGACCCCUGCUGGUAUACAAGAAGUUAUUAAUGCUGAAACUGUUAAAUACCAAAAAGGAAGAUGUUUCAUACGGCCUUCAGGAACCGAAGAUGUGGUAAGAGUGUAUGCUGAAGCAUCGACCCAAGCAGCAGCAGACGACCUAGCUAAUUCUGUGGUGAGGCUUGUGGAACAAUAUCUUGGAUUUGGCCAUACAUAAGAAUCCUACUCUUCUGUUGAGCUAUGUAGUUUCUGCGAUUUUGCAACCUACUGAUUCUAUACUCUUGCAGAUUCAUAUCUUUAAACAAAUAUUUGACAAUCUUUAACUUGGUUCUUCCGGGAACAAUGAAACACUAUUUUGGAAUAAACCAUGAAACAUUGUUUUGGUGGAAA
Salvia miltiorrhiza (redroot sage) is the source of this 2165-nucleotide messenger RNA. RefSeq names its product phosphoacetylglucosamine mutase. The coding region runs from base 319 to 1992 and encodes 557 amino acids. The transcript has 10 exons. The record is from RefSeq and is a predicted model, not a curated record. Gene Ontology annotation, molecular function: phosphoacetylglucosamine mutase activity. Gene Ontology annotation, biological process: UDP-N-acetylglucosamine biosynthetic process; carbohydrate metabolic process. NCBI's taxonomy places the organism in Eukaryota, Viridiplantae, Streptophyta, Magnoliopsida, Lamiales, Lamiaceae.